Molecule: messenger RNA, 810 nt
Organism: Brassica oleracea var. oleracea
Lineage: Eukaryota; Viridiplantae; Streptophyta; Magnoliopsida; Brassicales; Brassicaceae
Exons: 3
Coding region: 1-810 (269 amino acids)
Source: RefSeq, a predicted model, not a curated record
AUGGAAGAUAACGCGUGUGAUACCCGUCUCCCCGAGAGGAUUUUCGCCACUGAUAGAUUCCCCCGUAAUCGUUUGAUUAUCUACUCUAGGCCGAACAUUCUAGCUUUCGUUCGCCACGUUCUUCGCGGUUCUGAAGCGUUUGCAAAGAUUAGGAAAUCUUCCUUCGGAAAGCUUUUUGAUCUCCAACUCUUGCGCUGCAAUCAAGAACACACGCUAUGGUUUGUGUUUGGUAAAGACCCUCUUAGAUUCAGCCUCGAAGAGUUUGGGACCAUUACCGGCCUUAAUUGUGGCUCAUUCCCCGACGGCUACGAAGCACCUGACCACAACCUAAAGGAUGCAAACAAGCAGAAGGGCGCACACAAAGAUCCGUUGUGGCAGAAGAUAGUAGGCAAGUACGACAAUAUCACCAUUGCAGACUUAGCUGACGAGCUUGAGCACGACCACCAAAUGGAUGAGUGGAGGAGAAUUCGGCUUGCUCUCAUCAUCAUACUCGAUGGAGUCUUGAUCUCCUCCCAACAGAUUCCCCGCCCUACGCUGAGGUACGUUCAGAUGCUAGACGAUGUUGAUGCUUUCCUCGAAUUUCCUUGGGGGCAUGAAUCGUUCCUACACACUGUGCGCUGCAUGAAACCGCCUAAGUUCGAGAAAGGCAAAACCGUAGACAGCCCAGUUGAUAUGCUUGUUCUGAAGCUCAAACAAGAAACAUUCCGUCUCACCGGGUUCCCUCUAGCUUUGCAGUUACUCGCUUUCAGAGCCAUACCCAUGUUGCUCUCUAAGAUCCUUUCUCCCUUAAACGACCAGACACCCAGUUGA